GGAAACACUAAAAGGAACAAAAAAGCUAUUAGAAAUUAUUGUUACAACUCCUAUGUCAACUUUUCUUCGUAAUACUAUGACCCAGGAUCGCCUUACAGCGUUGUCGAUGCUGUCCAUUGAAAAGGAAUUUAUUUCGACCAUGGAAAAUUUCAACGGGAAUGUGAUCGACAAAUUUCCUGCCAAGAAGGAGCGCAGGAUCGAACUGACAUAUAAAAAAUAGGUAAGUUCGGAUUUGCAGAACACCUGUUUUAUUUUGCCACAAAAUUGUUGCUGUCAUUUUGUUUACGGUCUUCGUAGGUAUACUUUAUCUGAAGUCACUUGAAACACUGUGAAAUACCGGGUGCGUUUUAUAUAUCUAUAUUUAACA
This is a messenger RNA of Acanthoscelides obtectus, 367 nucleotides long. Lineage: Eukaryota; Metazoa; Arthropoda; Insecta; Coleoptera; Chrysomelidae. The record is from the annotation of a GenBank genome assembly.